CCAACGAGUUUGGACGCAUAAAUUAUAUCGCAUCGUCCGUGGAAUUUUUGUCGCACAAACAACAGAAUGUCAUCCGCCGCCGUUCAGCCACCCCCACCCGUUCCCCCACCACCCCCAACAGCCGCCGCCUCCGCCGGAAAGGGUCUCCACUCCAAGUUGUACAAUGGGAUGAUUGGGGCCGCCGACAAAUUUGUGCCCGCCAAGUUGCGCCCACUGUGGAUGCAUCCAGCUGGUCCUAAGACGAUAUUCUUCUGGGCACCCGUGUUCAAAUGGGGACUCGUUGCCGCCGGUCUGAGUGACUUGGCCCGCCCGGCCGACUCGAUCUCCGUGUCUGGAUGUGCCGCCCUGGCCGCCACGGGCAUCAUCUGGUCACGCUACUCGCUGGUGAUCAUACCCAAGAACUACAGCCUGUUCGCCGUGAAUCUCUUCGUGGGCAUCACCCAAGUGGUGCAGUUGGCCCGGGCCUACCACUAUCAUCAGGAGCAGGAGAAGCUGAAGAAGGAGCAGCCGGCGGCGCAGAAUUAGAGACAUAUCGAAUCGAAUACUGGUGCUGUCCCCUAUCUAUAGACUUAGAUCGAAAUGUUAUGUACAUAUUACAAAUCCCACAACGCACAACGUAAACGAAAGGAUUAAGAGGAGCUGUGUUCGCAGAUCCGACAUCUGCGUUUUACAAUCUGUUUACCAUUAUUAUUUAUGGUCAAUUGCCUUAUCGACGUGAUUCGUAUUACUUAAGUUGUAACUGUGGAGGCUUUGCGUAUAGUUUUAUGAAUACGAGAGUUAUUGGACAUUUUGUGAUUGUCAACAAAUAAACCAAUAUAUUGUAAGACUGUAGAAAAUAGUAA
Messenger RNA from Drosophila gunungcola (fruit fly), 842 nucleotides. RefSeq names its product mitochondrial pyruvate carrier 2. Lineage: Eukaryota; Metazoa; Arthropoda; Insecta; Diptera; Drosophilidae. Gene Ontology annotation, cellular component: mitochondrial inner membrane. The record is from RefSeq and is a predicted model, not a curated record. The transcript has 3 exons. Gene Ontology annotation, biological process: pyruvate import into mitochondria. The coding region runs from base 67 to 525 and encodes 152 amino acids. Gene Ontology annotation, molecular function: pyruvate transmembrane transporter activity.